CUUUGGUUCACAUUGCAAACUUCUACCUUGGGAUUACUUUGGUCUCCCAUGAGAUGGACUUUCAAGAAAGAAGUUCAUAUAUGUCUCUGUUUUCAUGCCUCAAACCAUUGACCACUUCUGGUUUUCAGACUUGAAUGGAGUUUGCUUGAAUUUUUCUCACCUCUGAAGACAGUGCAAGAUGUCCAAUACUGACGGACAAAUAAAACGAGGCGUUUUGGUCAUUUUCUUUUCAUUGGUCUUGGAUCUCUUGGCCUUUACUGUCAUUCUUCCACUUUUCCCAUCGUUGUUUGAUCACUAUGAGAAGCAUGACACUGGCACAUUGUAUUCGUCCAUGAAGGCAAGUGUUCAGACCUUCCAACAGGCUCUUGGAGUUCCUGACAAUUUCAACUCUGUGCUCUUUGGAGGGUUGAUAGGGUCCCUAUUUUCCUUCCUCCAAUUUUUAUCAUCACCACUGGUUGGAGGAUUGUCUGACAUCUAUGGCAGGAAGCCUCUCCUUCUCAUCACCAUGGUUGGAAUUCUGGCCUCCUAUGCCCUCUGGGCUGCAGCAGACUCUUUUGCUGUUUUCAUCUUAGCUCGCAUCAUUGGUGGAUUGAGCAAAGGCAACAUCAGCCUCUCUACAGCUAUAGUUUCUGACCUAUCUUCUGAGAAGACCAGGGGUAAAGCUAUGGCCCUAAUUGGUGUGGCCUUCUCAAUUGGAUUCACAUUGGGACCUGUCAUUGGUGCAGCAUUUGUGGUGUGGUCCAAAGGUACUUCCAACUGGUUUAUUUACCCUGCUUGGUUUGCCAUUAUUCUCAUGGUCCUUGACAUCAUCUAUGUUGUGUACUUCUUUGAGGAGUCUCUACCUCUGGAGAAGAGGAGUGGAUCUGUGACUGGUAGCCUUGGACAAGCAGCACACUUCAUCAAUCCCAGCUCUCUCUUUGCUUUCCACCUUGUCAAGGAUCUUAAGGCUGAAGAAUGGAGAAAUUUGAAGCGCAUUGGCAUGAUCUACUUCCUGUACCUCCUCUUCUUCUCUGGCCUUGAAUUCACCCUCACAUUCCUCACUCACAUCCACUUCUCAUUUGACUCCAUGAGACAGGGAAGGAUGUAUGCAUUCAUUGGCAUCACCAUGGCCCUUCUACAAGGUGUCUUUGGGUUAAUGUCCAUGGUUCCUGCUUUCUUCAUCAUUGGGUUAGCCACCACCACUGCAUGGCUGUAUUUUGGCCUCUUCUUCUUUUCUGCUGGCUCUGCAAUAGUUGUUCCUUGUCUGACAACACUUGUUUCUGGAUAUGGAGGUGAAAGACAGAGAGGUCUUGUUUUGGGAACAUUUAGAAGCCUUGGAGCCUUAGCUCGAGCCAUUGGCCCACUGGUUGCUUCUCUGGUUUACUGGAGUGUUGGACCUGCCCUGUGCUAUGUCCUUGGUGCAGUGUUGCUGAUCAUCCCAUUCAAAAUGAUGCAAAAAACCAACAUUCCAAAUCAGUUGUGAUAUACCUGUUGAAUUCACAUGCAUUUCCAAAUGACAUUCUUGUCCUCGAUGUCCUGGUUGUGAAAUUACAUGAUAUUUGCUACUGCUUUGAUGCUUAUGCUGCUCAAGUAUAUGGACCUUCUUCAAGGCCACAGACCCUACGUCUAAAAGACAUGGUCCCACCCUUGACAUUGUCAAACAAUGCUUCUUCCUGUGAUGUUUUGAUAACUUUACACAGUGAAUUCCUGCUAGGAGAAUGUUCUAUCGCUGUUGGUAUUGGUAUUUCUUUAAUUGAAAUUCUCCCUUGUUAUCUCUGGUUGUUGAAGGUGAAGUUAAGUGGCAUGGAUUGCCAUUUUGUUUGAGAAGCAUCUUGAAUUUUGUAUUCAUUGUUUUCUUUGCAGAAAAUAAAAGAGGCA
Molecule: messenger RNA, 1857 nt
Organism: Darwinula stevensoni
Lineage: Eukaryota; Metazoa; Arthropoda; Ostracoda; Podocopida; Darwinulidae
Source: the annotation of a GenBank genome assembly